AUGGCAGGACCCAAUUCCCAUACCGCGACGACAACAGAACUCCCCGCGCAAACCCCAGGUCUCCGCGCCUCGCGCCUACACCAGGUCUUCGAUCAAGCACUAGCACGCACGCUCCGCGCAAACUCAUACGCCAAUUUCUCCGGCUGUUUCCCGACGCCGGCACGACAUGUUCCGGCUAGUUUGGAGAGCGUGUGGAGACAGUUGAAUGCGAAGUUGGAGGAGAGUGCGAAGGCGGAGUUUGAGGAGAUUCUCGAGGAAAGGGAAGCUGUGAGGCAUUUGAACGAUUUGGAUCGAUUAGUUGCGGAGGCGAGGGUGCGCAAGGAGAACGGGAAUGGGGAGGCAGGUGGUGGAAAUGCGCCUCAUACACUCGGUGCGGAAGAGCUUUACAAAGCUCAUUUAACGCCGUACCUCCGGGAAGCGGAGGCGACGCUGAAUGGCAAACUCGAGGAGACGCAUGCGCAGAAUGCAGAGUUGGCGCAGACGGUGCAGGCGCAGAGGCGGGAGAUUGAGAAGCUCUUGGCGCAUCUUGAAUCUGUCGUUACGGAUAUCGAGGGCGCUGCUACGGCGGCUACGGAGUUUAGCAAGGAGCAUCAUAUCCGUCAGGAUGCGAUUCAGAUGGAUCGGGAAGUGCACGCCCGUCCGGGUGCUUGA
Messenger RNA from Penicillium brasilianum, 651 nucleotides. Lineage: Eukaryota; Fungi; Ascomycota; Eurotiomycetes; Eurotiales; Aspergillaceae. The record is from the annotation of a GenBank genome assembly.